Messenger RNA from Ostrinia furnacalis (Asian corn borer), 10041 nucleotides. Its product is annotated as titin-like. NCBI's taxonomy places the organism in Eukaryota, Metazoa, Arthropoda, Insecta, Lepidoptera, Crambidae. The record is from RefSeq and is a predicted model, not a curated record. Gene Ontology annotation, cellular component: extracellular region. The transcript has 7 exons. Bases 304 to 9603 code for a protein of 3099 amino acids. Gene Ontology annotation, molecular function: protein binding.
ACGUGCGUCGGGCGUUCGCUACAUUAGACGAUCGAGAGAAUCGUAACGCGUGGGUAGACAGGGGCGAGUGCAGUGUGCAGUGCGUGCGGGUCUGUGUCUGAAAGCUCGCGCCGAAGCCUCCGAGCGGGGACCGCCGAGCGCCCGCCAGCGCCGCGUCAGUGCCGGCCCGGCCGCGCCGCAAGCAUCACGCUCCGGUGAUCGAACUCUUGCCACUGGACAGUGAACAAUAACAACAUCCCUCCUCCGCCGGCUCACCACGGGUGCACUACAGUAUUUCACUAAACUGAUAGAGACGGGCGGCAGAUGGAUCAGCGGCGCGCGGCGGGCGCGCUGCUCGCGCUAGCCGUGUGCAUCGCGAGCACGGCUGCUGCUCCUACGGCUAGCAACCAGACUGCAUUAGAUUUAUACGAUGGUCCAGUUGAGGGAUGUUACUACAAUUUCCAGCACUAUGGCGAGGGAGACCGCAUUAUGACCAACGAGCCCUGCCUGAACUGUACUUGCCACAACCGCAUGUUGAUGUGCUACCUGCGGGUAUGCCCGUUCACGAAGCCCAUCGGCCAGGACUGCACUGUUGAGAAGCGGGCAGACCAGUGCUGCCCUAUCGUCACUUGCCCAGAUGUUCCAGUUGAUCUACUAACAUCAACGUCAACAACAUCGCCUGCCGAGUAUGGCGCCACUGGUCUUGGAAAAUUAGACAAAUACGGGUGCAGCAUCAACGGAAAAUACUUCCCCGAGGGCUCGAAAGUACCGCCGACUCCGAACAAACCAUGCGAACACUGCUACUGCAUUCGAAAUAUGACGACCUGUGUUAUGCAAGAGUGUACUCUUCAUGUGGAUGGAUGUACUCCUAUCUACCACAAAGACGUCUGCUGUCCUGUCCGCUACUCUUGUGAUCACCCAGAGGAUUCAACGCUGCUUUUGGAUGACAUGACCACGACUGUACGACCCACACCUGGUUUCCUAUUGACUACCACCACUUUGUCACCAGUGACGCAAAUGUCCCAGGAUUGCGUUCACGAUGAUCAAAUCUUCCCUGAUGGUGCUUUAAUCAAAACUGAAAAGGCAUGUGAACAUUGUUAUUGUAUGAAGGGAGACAUUGUUUGUGUGGUGCAAGAAUGUGGAACGCCCAUGGAAAAUGAAGGCAAAAACUGCGCCUCACAACCACCAAGAGAAGGACAAUGUUGUCCAGAUACUUAUAUUUGUGAAGGAGACGAAGUCACCACAGAGCCACCUUCUGAAUUCACAACUCAAUCAUAUUUGGAAGAACUCACCACCUUAUCUCCUCCCAGAAGAGUUGGAGUUGAAGGCAGUGGCUACAGACAUGAACCUGGUGAACCUGCUUUCACUGAACCUCCUAUGAUAACAGAACCUGAAGGAAGUGGUUAUGAAGAACCAACGGAGUCAUCUAUCACUGAUGAUACUUACAAAUUAACGCCAGAAACGCCUGACAUCAGUAGUGAACCUACAGACGAAUCUUCUUAUCCCAGCAAGACCACACUUAGAACACCUACAUUAGAAGAAGUUGAAAAGACUACAGAACCCGAUAAGGGUCUCAACACUGUUCCAAGUGACGCAAGUGAUGAAGAAAUGUUUAAACCUUCGAUUACGGAAAAAACUCCAUCGGAAGAACCAGAGGUUACCGAAACAACAAGUGAUGAAAAAACGGAUGAAAGUAAAGAAAAAACACCCUCGCCCGAAGACGCCUCUACGCCAGUGGUGACAAUUAAGUCUGAAGAAAGUUCAAGCACCACAGAAUCAGCUUUCAGGAAGGAGGAUUCUUUGGGAGAACCUACCAAAAUCUAUGAUCUAACUGAACCUGAAAAAGUGUCUACGCAGACACCAGAGGUCGAGAAGGAAACUGAAGAAGAUGUUACAAGCUCGAAAACUAAAGCACCAUUUAUGGAAGAACUUGAAAAACAAACAACAUUGACACCAGAAUUUACACAGAAGGACAUUGAAGAAGAAAUUCCACCACAGAAAUCUACUACCGAAUCAGCUUUAGAAAUAACAACGUCUGAAGAUAGCAAGUCAACUGAAAAAAUAACUACAGACUCUGUUGAGCUUGCUCAUACUGGAACGACUGCAGCAACUGUAGAAAAAGUAGACGAGUCUGAAACUACAAGUGCGGAAGAAAAUGAAGUUGAAGAUAUUUCAACAACUCUUCCGCCUGGCCGUAUUCCAGGAGAAGGCGAUUGCUUACUCAAUGAUAUAACUUAUAGAAAUAAUAGCAAUGUACCAAGUUCAAAUAACUGCCAUACAGGCUGCAGAUGUGUUAGUAGUAUAAUAAAAUGUGAUCCAAUUAUUUGCAGUCCCCCUCCAGAGUAUAUGAAUAAUUGUCAACCUACCUAUGAUUCGCCUGAUGCAUGCUGUCCAACAUACGUUUGCGAAACUGGAGAAACCAUACCUCCUCAACCACACAGUCAAAUGGCUGGAACAGAUAGCCCACUGCCAUCUUCACCGAUCGAGUGCCACGGUGAUGAAUGUGAAGUGAAAAAAGAACAUGACAUUCCUGUUGAGGGUGAUUGUGGAUCAGCUGGAUGUGGUGAUGGACAUGUCGCAGUGCCGGAAACCCCAUCAGAAGAUUGCCAUGAUGGUAAAUGUUCAUUCCCAGCUCAACCAUGUACUGAUGGCAACUGUCAAGAAACGCCGACAACUCAAUGCGAAAAUGGCAAAUGCGGUAUUGAACCCGAAAUUAUACCUGUUAAACAUACACCACUUUGUGGCGAAAAUGAAUCGGAUUGUAAAGUACCCGUACCUGAGACAGUACCGUGUGAAGGUGAGGAAUGUAUUAGUGUUCAUACUGGAUGCAGUGGAACAGAUUGUGGCACAGAUGAUCUCAAUAAACCUAUUAUUCCGGAACAAGAAGGUGGAAGCUGUGAAGGAGAUUGUAAGACACCACAAGGUGAAAUAACUGAACCUUGUACGGAAACAUCGUGCAGAAGAAAAGAAACCGGGGAAGUGGAGGGUUCUGUACCUUCGGACUGUUCAGACUCUGAAUGUCUCCAAAAGGUGCCAUCCAGUGAUGAUGAUAAGAAUAUACCAGUAACAGAAGAUAUGGGUAUUAAAUCUACAGAACAGCUUGAAAUAACUACCGCAAGACAUGAAAUUGAAACAGAAUUACCUGAAAAAGAAACUAAAUCACCUGAAGGUGUGAGUGACCACGAACCAACUGAAAAAAUAGAACCUACAUUAGAAGAAGGUAGCACAAUUAGUCCAUUAUCUCAAGCAACAGACGCACCAGCAUCUCCGGAAGACAAAAUUGGUGGAACCGAACCGGCUCUUGAUGUUGACCAUACUACAGCGCCUACAUUUGAUAAAGAUGAUAAAGUUACGAAAUCACCAGAGAUAGAAGAGGAAAUAUCCACCUCAGAGCCCGAAGUCGCAGCAACUGUUGAAACUAAGUACGGUGACACUGACGCUGUUACGAAGAGACCUGAAGAAGUAGAAAUGGACUCGCAUGUUACCAAAUUGGAAGACGUUACACCUAAAUCUGAUUUGGAAACUGAAACUGGUGAAUCUACUGAAAAACCACAGUAUAUCGAUAUAACCAUUAAGCCACAGGACUCUUCCACAAGUAUUCCUGAAACAGAAGAAACAAAGACAGAAUUAGAAGAACACCAUGAAGUCAUGUCUACUAAAGUACCUGAACAAGAACAAACUGAAAUCUCAAUGCCACAUGAGCAUGACAAGGUUACCGAAGAGCCUGUGCCAUAUACAUCAGAAUCAGAUAUGAAACAUGAGGUUACGGAACCACAUGUUACAGAAUCAAAUGAAAUCUUCGACAAGGCAACUGAAAUUUCGGAACCAGUAGAAUUAGACGAACACAAAAUGACUGCAGAAUACGAGCAAGAAGUAACCACAGAGGGCAAAUUAGCGUCUAGUUCGUUGGAGCCUGAUACCUAUACCUCUCAUACGGUUUCGGAGAAAGAAAUUGAACAAGAACCAUUUACAAACGCGCCUACAGAGCAUCAUCUUGGUGAAAGUGUCACAGAGUCCGUUCCUGAAAAGACGUCAGAGCCAUUUGAAGAUGUAACAAGACUAAUUCCAGAUAUGGUUAAAACAGAAAAACAAGAGCCAUUCACAGAAACUCCUGGAGAAUACAUUACACAAUCACAUGAAUUAAGUCCCGAACCCGCUUUGCCUGGCCAAGAACCUGAGUAUUCUACCGACGAACCGAUGGUACAGCCUAGCGAACCUGUUUCAGAAGAUGAUACCAAGUUACAUGCCACUUCAGAAUCACCAAUAACUGACACUAAAGAAAAGGAUACUACCCAGGCAUCUGAUGAAGAUAUUAAAGGAGAAACCACAACAAGAGCUUCAGUGUUGGGUGAAAAGACGACUGCUUCAGAACCAGAAGAAGUUGACGAUAAGCAUAAAGAACAACCUAUUGAGAGUCCUGAUACUAAUGAGAUAACACAAGACAUAACACAGAAACCAGCUGUCACUAGCUCUGACGAAGAAGAUCAACAUGCGGAAGAACCUAAAGUAACAGAAUUAGAUGAAACUGUUACUGAAACUCCAGUUACAUUAGUAAGCGAACAGCCAUCAAGUAGUCCGGAAGAAACGCAUAAGACAGAGAAACCUGAACUAGGAAUAACUGAACCACAAGAAAUUAGCACGGAAGAACCUUCCAUACUUCCAGGGGAAGAAUCUCAAGUAACAGAUAAAAUACCAUCCGAGCCAUUUAUCCCAGUUCACCCAGAAACACCUGAAUCGUCUACGACACAAUCUGACAUCAUAAAUGAAAUCCCACACGUCGACGUUGAUAUCCAAACACCAUCGCCAUAUGAAGAUGUAGAAAUUGAAACCAAGACCCCCGACCGAACAGGUUUCGAAGAUACAACCGAAGUGGAAGAUCUGGAGACAAAGGCUCCAGAAGCAAUUACAACUAAAACGCCUACGGUAUAUGAGGAACCAGGAAAGACCUCAGCUCCGGAAGAUAUUGUAACAGAACAACAAGAAAAAGAAUCAGUUACUACAGAAAAGACAAAAGAACAACCAUCUGAACACGAACAAGAACAAACCUCUGAAAUGCAGGAGACUACAGUUCCUUCAAUAGUCCAAAAAGAGAGUUCAGAAGAACCAACCGAACCUCUUGUUACGGAAAGUGACGUACCAUAUGUCACCAGAGCUCCAGAAUCACACGUGAAAGAACCAGAGGAAGCAGAACCACAUGUGAAAGUACCUGAAGAACCAGUUACUGAAACUGCUGAAGCAUUAACAACAAUGGGUAUUAGCGAACCACACGAAAAACCGUCACCAGAUCAAACUGGAACAGAAGGGUCCGAAGAAAUGCCUUCAAGAACUCCCGAGCACAAACCCGAUGAAGACCAUCACGUUAAAAAACCUGAAGAGAAGCCUGAAACACCUCAAGAAACUUACACACGAACACCUGAAGAAAUAUCUACAGUGUUAUUAGAAGCUGUUACUGAACCUACACAUGAGGUCAUUCCUGUGGAGCAACAAGAACCAGUCUUUGAGCCAAAGGAUAAGGAAGAAGAAACCAAGGCUACAGAAAAACCAAGUGACGAAAAACCAUCUUAUUCACCUGAAGGUUCUACGGGAUUAGACACAGCGGUAACUGAGCCAUCACAUGAAACUGAAAAAGACCUAGUUUCUGAACAAGAAAAAGCAACAACUGAAGAAUCGUCCAAACAACCUCUAGAAUCAUCUACUAAAGUACCACAAGAUAUAACGUCAUCGUUAUCAGAUUCGGAUCUGCCAGAAAAAUACACUGUUUUGGUAUCACAAGAAACCACACCAAGUUCAUUGCCAGGUUCCGUACCUGGUGAAGCAGAAAGCGAAGAUAAACCUUCAGAAAAACCACAAGAAGCUGAUGAGGCAGUAAUGGAACUGACCACACGUAAAUCACCAGAAACGAUGGUCACGGAGCCUUCGUCAGAACAGGCAACGGAAGGAUAUGAAUCGGAGAUGGCUACGGAAGAACCAAUGCUACAUGGAACGCAAGAACCUGAAUCAGUUGAUCAACAUACUAUUCCUGAUGUAGUUGAAUUGGAAGAACAUAGCCACAAACCAGUUGAAGAAGUCUCUACUGAGGCCACUACUGAGGAAGAUUAUAUUACCGGUCCAUCUGAUGACAAGGAACCAAAACCGGUAGCAACUACAGAAAGACAAGCAGCAGUUACUGAAGCUGAAGAAGAAAAAUUAACAACGUCCCGACCAUCAUUUGACGAAGAAAGUGAACAGACUGUUGCUCCAACUACUAGUGGUACUAAAGACACUAAAGAAGAACAGCAACCGAUAUCCGAUAUUGAAAUUCCAGUACAGACUGAAAAAGUUCCGACUGAAACUGUUACAGAAUCUGAGUUGUCACAUGAAACAGCAAUGCUUGAAGAAGUUAGCACUGUAACAGGUAAAGUACCAAGUAUAGAAGAGGAGGAAAUUUCAACUUCAAAACCAGAAUUAGAAUCUGGCAAACCAGAGGAUAAACCAACUGAUGAAAAACCCGAAGAUGAGCUAGCACCGAAACCACAGGAAGAAACAACUGAACAAUCUGUUGAAAAAUCUACUGAGAAGGCUCAAGAAGAAAUAACUGAGAAACCCGUAGAAGACGUGGAACAGAAGCCAUUAGAAGGAGGGGUAACACCUUCAGAAAAACCUCUAGGCUUACCCGAAGAAGGGCAAGAAGGAAAGCCUUCAGAAGAAGGCGAAGAAAAGCCAACAGAAAUGCCAUUAGAAGAACCUGUAGCAAUGACUGGAAAGCCUGUAGAAGAAGCAGAAGAAACGCCUACAGAGAUACCAGAUAAGAAACUUUUGGAAGAAGCUGAGGGACAACCUUCGGAGGGAACCGAGAAACCUUUGGAUGAAUCUGAAGAAAAGUACACAGAAAAACCAGAAUUCACUGAACCUGAAAAACCCCUACCAACACCACAAAUUCCGGAAGACCAAACUAAAGAGAAGCCUGAAGAAAUUCCAGAAGAAAAACCAACCGAAUUGCCAGAGAAGAAACCUGAGGAUGAAACCGAAAAGAAGCCUGAGGAUGAGACCGAGAUGAAACCUGAGGGUCAACCCGAGAAGAGGCCUGAGGAUGAGGUUGAGAAGAAGCCUGAGGAUGAGGUUGAUAAGAAGCCUGAGGAUGAGGUUGAGAAGAAGCCUGACGAUGAAUCUGAGAAGAAACCUGAGGAAGAGACCGAGAUGAAACCUGAGGACGAGGUUAAGAUGAAACCUGAAGACGCAGAGAAAAAACCUGAGGAUGAGGUCGAAAAGAAACCUGAGGAUGAAGCCGAGAAGAAACCGGAGGAUGAGGCCGAGAAGAAACCUGAGGAAGAGGCCGAGAAGAAACCUGAGGAUGAAGCAGAGAAGAAACCUGAGGAUGAGGCAGAGAAGAAACCUGAGGAUGAGGCAGAGAAGAAACCUGAGGAUGAGGCAGAGAAGAAACCUGAGGAUGAGGCAGAGAAGAAACCUGAGGAUGAGGCAGAGAAGAAACCUGAGGAUGAGGCAGAGAUGAAACCUGAGGAAGAGGCAGAGAAGAAACCUGAGGAUGAGGCAGAGAAGAAACCUGAGGAUGAGGCUGAGAUGAAACCUGAGGAUGAGGUUGAGAAGAAACCUGAGGAUGAAUCUAAGAAGAAACCUGAGGAAGAGGCCGAGAAGAAGCCUGAGGAAGAGGCAGAGAAGAAACCUGAGGAUGAGGCUGCAAUGAAACCUGAAGGCGAACCUGAGAAGAAACCUGAGGAUGAGGCUGAGAAAAAACCUGAGGAAGAAGCCGAGAAGAAACCUGACGAAGAGGCAGAAAAGAAACCUGAAGAUGAAGCUGAGAUGAAACCUGAGGACGAGGUCGAAAAGAAACCUGAGGAUGAUAUCGAAAAGAAACCUGAGGAUGAAAUCGAAAAGAAACCUGAGGAUGAAAUCGAAAAGAAACCUGAGGACGAGAUCAAAAAGAAACCUGAGGAUGAGGCUGAGAUGAAACCUGAGGACGAGGUUGAGAAAAAACCUGAGGAUGAGGCGGAAAAGAAACCUGAGGAUGAGACCGAGAAAAAACCUGAGGAUGAAGUCGAAAAGAAACCUGAGGAUGAAGUCGAAAAGAAACCUGAGGAUGAGGCGGAAAAGAAACCUGAGGAUGAGGCGGAAAAGAAACCUGAGGAUGAGGCGGAAAAGAAACCUGAGGAUGAGGCCGAAAAGAAACCUGAGGAUGAGGCCAAGAAAAAACCUGAGGAUGAGGUCGAAAAGAAACCUGAGGAUGAAAUCGAAAAGAAACCUGAGGAUGAAGUCGAAAAGAAACCUGAGGAUGAAAUGGAAAAGAAACCUGAGGAUGAAGUCGAAAAGAAACCUGAGGAUGAGGUCGAAAAGAAACCUAAGGAGGAGGCUGAGAAGAAACCUGAGGAUGAGGCUGAGAUGAAACCUGAAGGUGAACCCGAGAAGAAACCUGAGGAUGAGGUUGAGAAGAAACCUGAGGAUGAUACCGAGAAGAAACCUGAGGAUGAUACCGAGAAGAAACCUGAGGGCGAACCUGAGAAGAAACCUGAGGAUGAAGCUGAGAUGAAACCUGAGGAUGAAGUUGAGAAGAAACCUGAGGAUGAAUCUGAGAAGAAACCUGAGGAAGAGGCCGAGAAGAAGCCUGAGGAAGAGGCAGAGAAGAAACCUGAGGAUGAGGCUGCAAUGAAACCUGAGGGCGAAGCUGAGAAGAAACCUGAGGAUGAGGCUGAGAUGAAACCUGAGGAUGAGGUUGAGAAGAAGCCUGAGGAUGAAUCUGAGAAGAAACCUGAGGAAGAGGCCGAGAAGAAACCUGAGGAAGAGGCUGAGAUGAAACCUGAGGAUGAGGUGGAAAAGAAACCUGAGGAUGAGAUUAAGAUGAAACCUGAAGACGCAGAGAAGAAACCUGAGGAAGAGGCCGAGCAGAAACCUGAGGAAGAGGCCGAGAAGAAACCGCAAGAAGUACCCGAAAUGAAACCACAAGAAGUACCAGAAGAGAAACCUCAUGAUAUGCCAGAAGAAAAACCCACAGAACCUGCAUCGACAGCCUCUCCUGAAAUAUCGAAACCUGGAUUCGGUGACAUGCAUCCCACAGAUGAGGUUCCAGACGACGAAAGUCCAUUCCCGCCCAGCGCAGGAACCAGCGGAUAUGGCACUGAGCCCGACUACGUGGAGGAAGACCAAGCUUUCGGACCCGGCACGUGUCGCUACGGCGGAAAAGUAUACGUCUCAGCCCAGCAAAUACCUAGAGAUGAUCCUUGCGAUUUCUGCUUCUGCUUCAGAAGCGACAUCAUUUGCUUACAACAGAGCUGCCCACCUCCAAUUCACGGUUGCCACGAAGAACCAAUACAAGGAUUCUGUUGUCCGCGAUACGAAUGUCCUGUGGCUAUGGCUACUACUCUUAAUGUUACGACGACCACGACGACAACUACCACGACAUUGCCGCCACACUUCCUUCCCCACGCAUACAAAGGCGCAGCACAAAGAAGAGGCUGCCAAAUAAAAGGACAUACAUACAAAGUGGGCGAAGUUGUUCGCGCUUCAUCUGGACCAUGUUUACAUUGCACAUGCGGAGGAGACGGUCAAAUGAAAUGCGACCCCAAGGCGUGCACCCCCGAGCCGAUGCUGCGGCAGAUGAUCGCCGCCGCCGUCUCAGCCAAGCGGCGGAGGUGAAAUACCUCGCAGAGCUCGUCACUUUAACUGAACACGUGAUCACAAGGAUAGCGCCUAUGUGAUAAUUAUUUCCAUCUACUCUUCUAUGCACAAGAAUAAUGCUCAAAUUAUCCCGAUGGAGUAGUAUAAGAUUUCGUGUCAUAUGUAGUAAUCGAUAUUAUAUUUUACUUUUCAUAAAGUGUCGUGGCACCGUUCAAUUAAUGAAUCAAUCAUGACUGUGAUUAAAAUGUUAAAUUAUAAAUAAUAAUUUUCUAAAACUGAAUUUAUUACAAUUUUGAGUCUUUGUUAAGACUUAUUUAUUAAUAUUAUUAUUAUUUAUGUUUUUCUUAACAAAAGCCAGUGCCAAACGAUAGUGCUAAGUUGUAAACGACUAUGGCUUUAUGAUAAAGAUGUUCAAAACUUUGUUAUAUUAUGUCAUUCAAAAAAAUUUUGUAUUGA